Erinaceus europaeus (western European hedgehog) is the source of this 1762-nucleotide messenger RNA. RefSeq names its product potassium channel tetramerization domain containing 21 (gene KCTD21). Gene Ontology annotation, biological process: protein homooligomerization; ubiquitin-dependent protein catabolic process. The record is from RefSeq and is a predicted model, not a curated record. Lineage: Eukaryota; Metazoa; Chordata; Mammalia; Eulipotyphla; Erinaceidae. Gene Ontology annotation, molecular function: cullin family protein binding; histone deacetylase binding. Bases 544 to 1362 code for a protein of 272 amino acids. The transcript is spliced from 4 exons.
CCCGCCCCCCCUCUUUACUCCCCGUGCGCAGAGAGCUGUUCUGGCUGCCAGCGGAGGGAGUUUGCAGUGCCAGGGCUGGAGGUGGGGCUGGAUGAUGGGUGCCCCGGGCUACAGGGGUGCAGUGAGCUGAGAUGCACGAGCGGUGGAGCGCUGGGGUCGCACCACCCCAGUCUGCAAAGAGGGUGUUUGCAACGCUGGGCAGGGGUGCGCAGCGCGGACCUGUGGAUGAACAGAGCGACUGCCUUGCUGGCACGGAAUAAAGAGCCUUGGAUUUGGUGCGCCACACUCACCAUCUCAUUCCAUCCUCGCCCUAUGGAGUUGUCGCCCUCUAGUAAGGGACAUGAGGCUCAGAGAAGGGGAAAUAUUGACCCAGAACCAUUCAGGACUCCUCUCUCCAAAGGCCUAUUAUUCUUUCUUGUGUUUCCCUGCCCUGGAGGAAGGAAAAAGUUUAGUCUGCAGUGCCUGGCUUGAAAGAAACAAAAGUUUCAAAUACCAUUCCUCCACAGGUCCAGUGACAGCACCCUUAGAUGUGAGCCUGGUACUAUGAAGGACUCCUUCCCAACACCCCCAACUCCUGCCAUGUCUGACCCCAUCACCCUGAAUGUUGGUGGGAAGCUCUACACCACCUCCCUGGCCACUCUUACCAGCUUCCCCGACUCCAUGCUGGGGGCCAUGUUCAGUGGGAAAAUGCCUACCAAGCAGGACAGCCAGGGCAACUGCUUCAUCGACCGAGAUGGCAAGGUCUUCCGCUAUAUCCUCAAUUUCCUGCGCACCUCACACCUAGAUUUGCCUGAGGACUUCCAAGAGAUGGGCCUGCUGCGCCGGGAAGCUGACUUCUAUCAGGUGCAGCCCCUGAUCGAAGCACUGAAGGAGAAGGAGGUGGAGCUCUCCAAGGCAGAGAAGAAUGCCAUGCUCAACAUCACACUCAACCAGCGUGUGCAGACUGUUCACUUCACAGUCCGAGAGGCUCCCCAGAUCUAUAGCCUCUCCUCCUCCAGCAUGGAGGUCUUCAGCGCCAACAUCUUUAGCACCUCCUGCCUCUUCCUUAAACUCCUUGGCUCCAAGCUCUUCUACUGCUCCAAUGGCAACCUCUCCUCCAUCACCAGCCACCUGCAGGACCCCAACCACCUGACUCUGGACUGGGUUGCCAAUGUGGAGGGCCUGCCAGAGGAGGAGUACACCAAGCAGAACCUUAAGCGGCUCUGGGUGGCGCCAGCCAACAAGCAGAUCAACAGCUUCCAGGUCUUUGUGGAGGAGGUGCUGAAGAUCGCCCUGAGUGACGGCUUCUGCGUUGACUCCUCUCACCCGCAUGCCCUGGACUUUAUGAACAAUAAGAUCAUCCGCUUGAUCCGUUACAGGUAGGUAGGCCCAGAAAGGCUUACCAGGAGCUCUGAGUCAACAAGAGCUCAGAAGGCAUCUUGGCCAGGAUGGAAGGCGGCCACAGUACUAAUCAGCAUUUAUCACACAGCAGGAAUUGAUCCCCCACAAGGUAGCCCUUCUGUGUGUAUCCACCUGUCUUCUCAACAGAGCUUCCUUCUUGUCCUUUGGAGCUGGAGCUGGACAGUCUGCCAUGCCAAGGGGCAGUCUUACAGUGUGUCCUGAAGGGGGCUUCUGGGGUGGACUGGGGACCAGCGAUAUCUUCACUUGCCCUGUCCUCUUGCCUCCUGGCUUCACUGUAUAACCAGGAGCUUCACUGUAUAACCAGGAGACAAGAAUUGUGACUGCCUGGAUGGCAUGAUCUAAAGGUAUCCCCUAGAAUCCA